AUGAAAGAUCUGAGAUCCCGCGUCAAGAAUGUCGCCCUCGCCGGAGACGUUCUGGUCUCAGCUUUAGGUAAAGCGGCGCUACAUUGCCAGGGUCGGCUAGUUGAGGCCCCCGUGGCGGCCAAUGUACGACGUAUUAUCCCGUCUGAGUUCGGAGCGAACCUGAGAAACCCAAAAACAAGAAAACUCCCGACAUACGCUUUGAAAGUCGCCCUCGAAGACCAGUUAGCGCGAAGCUGCAGGCUGUCAAACUCCUCGUAUACGCUGAUAUAUACCAAUUGUCUGCUAGACUGGGCGAUCGCAACCCACGGUGCUUUACUGGUUGACCCGUCGAAACGAAUUGUCAAGCUGUACGAUGGCGGAAACAACAAAUUUUCCACAACAAGCCUAGCAACAGUAGGCCACACCGUGGUCGCUGUCGUGGAUCACUUUGAGGAGACUGCCAACCGAGUAAUCUGCGUGCAGGAUGCUGCCAUAUCUCAGGUUGAGCUUUUGAAAUUGGUCAAGGAGGUGACAGCGGAUGACGGCGGGAAAGAGUGGGGAGUCUUGCAUAUCGACACUGGAGAUGCAGAAGCCCAGGCCUUGGCAGUUCAGAAACAGGGAGCCUUGACAUCUGAGGUCUUUUAUGGGUUUGCAGUUCGGGCGGCGUUCGCUCCGGGCUAUGGUGGGCACUUUGCUCACUGCGAUAAUGAGCUCCUGGGGAUUAAAGGUAUGGGGCGAGAUGAGAUAAAGAGGCUCAUUCGGCAUGUCUUCUCGGAAGAAGACCAACAAGACCUGUGCCAUUGA
This is a messenger RNA of Fusarium odoratissimum NRRL 54006, 783 nucleotides long. RefSeq lists its product as uncharacterized. The transcript has 2 exons. The record is from RefSeq and is a predicted model, not a curated record. NCBI's taxonomy places the organism in Eukaryota, Fungi, Ascomycota, Sordariomycetes, Hypocreales, Nectriaceae. Bases 1 to 783 code for a protein of 260 amino acids.